Schizophyllum commune H4-8 is the source of this 1059-nucleotide messenger RNA. RefSeq lists its product as uncharacterized. The transcript has 5 exons. The record is from RefSeq and is a predicted model, not a curated record. The coding region runs from base 397 to 930 and encodes 177 amino acids. Lineage: Eukaryota; Fungi; Basidiomycota; Agaricomycetes; Agaricales; Schizophyllaceae.
CAGACGGUUAAUAGGGCACGCGGCAACGGAGAGAAAACACGAUAUGAGUUAUGUACAUUCAAGAACGGUAUGUACCCGUGCAGAGAACCGUACAACCUACGAUCCAUAUUCACGGUCCGCGAUCUGGAAUUCUUGACGAUGCGGGAUCUUCGAUGGUAUAUCUUAGGGUAUUUAGGGUCCGACUACGCCGUACCGGAGACCCGUGGGGAGCGCGUGAGACUCCUCAAGGGAAUUAUCGGCAUAGUCGUGUAGGGUACCCAAUUGUCCUAUCGAACCAAGGUUCCGAGUGAUCCGUGACCACGUACAGACGUACUCUAGAGUAUAUAUAUAGGCACCGUACUCGGUGUGUCCCUCUCAACGCUGACCAUCGCGCUCGUGAAGGCCAGAUCCAUCGCCAUGCCUCAUACAUCCACUGAGAUGGCGGCCAUAAAUCUUCAGAAGCUGAAGAGCGACCACCAACAAUCACAGUCUUCGCAAGGAGAUUCCAAAAAGUUGGGUGUUACAGGCUCCGAGUACGAUGCACAGGAUGAGCCACCCGAGUGGUUUGCUGAAGUCACGGGCGCGAUCACCGACGCGAUGGUACACCUGUACGACGACACGUCCUCCCAACUCGACGAGACCACUUCGUGCGUCAUGCAUGCUCUCUCCAUGGUGGCGAAGCUAUCCAACGUCCUCGCAAGACGUGUCGGCCUCACUUCUGGAUACGACAUUGUGCCCUUCGUCGACGGGUCCUGGCCGCCCAACGAGCUUCCACCUCUCGUGUCCGACGACGCCAUUGACUCCCUCGGACAAGACGAGCGUCGCACCUACCUCGAAGGGUAUGGUGUCCGUGAUUGGAAUGAAGAGACUUGGAGACCUCUCCUGUUCGAAGCCAUCGGAGCGCCUAUCGAUCUUCCCUUGCCCAACGAGUCGGACUCCAUGGAGGUAUGAAAUUCGAGGAGAACAAUGGCGCCUCAGUAAAUUGGCCUGCUACUGCACGAUCAUCAAUUGUAAUCUUUGGUCUUCGAAUUUAUCUCAUCUGUGCACUUGGCUUCGCGAUUUUGGAUAGGCUGAAAGCCA